GGCCGGCGAAGGCCCCCGCGGUGCGGGCGGCGCUGACGUGUCGGUGGGAGCGGCGGCGGCCCCGGCAGCACCAUGUCGAAGGUCACCUUUAAAGUGACGCUCACCUCGGACCCUCGGUUGCCUUACAAAGUGUUAAGCGUGCCUGAGAGCACACCUUUCACAGCUGUCCUCAAGUUUGCUGCAGAAGAAUUCAAAGUUCCUGCAGCAACAAGUGCCAUUAUAACAAAUGAUGGUAUAGGAAUAAACCCUGCACAGACAGCAGGAAAUGUGUUUCUAAAGCAUGGUUCAGAUCUACGGCUCAUUCCCAGAGAUCGUGUUGGGAGCUCAUAACAUCUCCUGAAAGCUGGGGAAUAGGUGACGUUGCUGUGCAGCAGAAGUCUAUUUAUUUUGGAACUCCAGAAUGCAACUGAUGAAUUGGACUUUCCUAAAGCAAGCAAAAAUGACUUCCCAGGAUUUUAUUUUUUGUUUUU
Molecule: messenger RNA, 470 nt
Organism: Ficedula albicollis (Collared flycatcher)
Lineage: Eukaryota; Metazoa; Chordata; Aves; Passeriformes; Muscicapidae
Gene: UFM1
Product: ubiquitin-fold modifier 1
Exons: 6
Coding region: 73-330 (85 amino acids)
Biological process (GO): protein K69-linked ufmylation
Cellular component (GO): cytoplasm; nucleus
Source: RefSeq, a predicted model, not a curated record